AUGUCUUUCGUAAAUAAAGAGAAUGCACAGAAGUCAGCUGGGGCAGCGGCCUCCUUCAUUGGCAAAGGUGCCAAAGCUGGCUAUAGCGCGAUCAAGAAUCAUAAAAGUGGCUCCUCAAAUAAGGAUUCUGAGCACGAGGAGCAUUACUCUUCAGUAAGGCCUUUGGAGUCGUUGACUGAUCCCAGAACAUUUCAACCACCACCAAAACGGAGUGUUGGAUCUUAUUCGGGAUCAAUCCCACCAUCAUUUUCUGCUCAUUCUUUAGCUGCAACCUCAUCUGCAAUACCUCCUCCUCAGGCAACAGUUCAGAAUCCGGCACAGUAUCAACUUCAGAUUCAGCCUUCAAUGUCAGCUCCCCAGCAACAACCAGGAAACCAGGUCUAUGCUGCUGGUAACUAUCAGGAUCCAUCACAGGCGAGUCAGACCUACCCCGGCCCGCCUCAAUUACCAGGCAGGCAACCAUCUCAAAAUCAAAUAGGGGGCAACCCUCAAGUUCCAGCUCAGUCACAAGCAGAGUCUUAUAUCUCUGACAGUGUAACAAGGACCGGACAAAGUGCUGGGUCUCAAUAUGUUCAAUCGCAAUUACAAAAUUCUGGUUACGCUGAAGCCCAAAACCCACAGAUUCAGAAAGCUGGUGCUGCUUUUGGUAGUUUCAUUGGUGGACAACUUGCGCAACAGGGUCAGCAACAAGCUAAACAGCAGUUGCAGCAACAGCUACAGAAUUUUCAGAACCCUCAGUCAACUAUACAGACUCCCCAAAGUCAAGACGUUUCACAACAGCAAUCUCAGUUCCCGCAAGUUCAACAACCUGAGCAAACCCCUCAGGCUCCAUCCAUUUCACAGAUUCAGGGGCCAGACCAAUUUCAACAGCCUGGCAUAGCGCAGCAGGCGACUCAACAGCCAAAUCAGUUUCAACAGCUUGGAAUAGCUCAGCAACCGAAUCAGUUUCAACAACCUGCUCCAGCUCAGCAACCGAUUCAGCAAUCAGCUCAAUUUCAGCAGCAUCUUCCAGCUCAACAGCCAAACCAGUUCCAGCCGCCUGGCCCAGCUCAGCAGUCAUCUUCGCAGCCAAAUCAGUUUCAACAGCCUGGUAUAGCACAGCAACCGAAUCAGUUUCAACAACCUGCUCCAGCUCAACAGCCUGGUAUAGCUCAGCAACCGAAACAGUUUCAACAACCUGCUCCAGCUCAACAGCCAAUCCAGCAAGCAACUCAGUUUCAACUACCUUCCCCAGCUCAGCAGCCAAGUCAAUUUCCUGAAGCUUCUCCGCAGCAACAGGUUCCACAAUUACAGCAAGGUUCACAAGUUCCAGUUAGCCCUCAGCUCCAACAAGCGUCGCCGGUUCACCAGUUCUCACAAAACAAGCAGGUCCAUUCUCAGGAUGUAAGAGAGAUUCAGUAUCAGCAAAGACCACAACCUCAACCUCCAUCAAACCAUCAAUCUCAAGAUGUCUUGAAUACUCAGUAUCAGCCCACAAAUCAACCUUCGCAAAUGUAUCCGACAGCAUCAAUUCAGCCACCUCCAACUUCUGCUGUACCGCGUGAACCUGAACCGUUGCCACAACAAAGUGCUUCAGUAAUUGCAUCACCACCUCAGAGCUUUGCACCUCCUCCCGUACAUGUUGCAAGAGGUUCUUCACCAUCAAACCAUGCCCAAACUGAGUUGUCGCCUACUAUAAGCACUGCAGCCCCUGUGCAAGGAGUACAUUCUGGCAGCACAGCUCCGCCUCCCCCUCCCCGUAAUACAUUUUCUCUGCCUGAUAUUUCAACUGUUGGCCCUCCUCCUCCAAAACCGUUCAGAAGUGCCCAAGAGAAAGAAAAGUUAGAACAAGAAAGGAGACACCAAGAGGAGUUCAACAAAAUGAGAAAUGCUCAUCGCACAGCUUCCAGUACCAGUACACCUUCAUAUGUACCGAAGCCAAAUUCUCCACUAAAGACCGAAGACACUGGGGAACCUGCGCCUCUGCCACCUGAAAAGAACGCUUCCAAAGACACUACGGCCUUUUCUCCUCCACCAUCAACAUUUAGAUCGUCAUCAUCCACAAAAAAUCACAGCGUCCCUGUUGCAGCUCCUAAACCAACGGUCAAGACCGAUAUUGAUGAUAUAGCUUCUCCGUCUCCUCCGCCGCCCGCACCAAGGAAAAAGUUUUCUUCUAAGGAAUCUGAGAGUCUUGUACUUGAGUCACAUAAGAAACCACCACCAAAGCCUUCGAAGCCCAAAUCUUUGGCCAAUAUCAAUUCCAAGCAGGGAGAGCUGGAAAACAACAAGCAGUUUGCAAACUCAGAGCCAAUACCAGAUUCGAAAACAUCAAGGGCAGUGCCGGCAGAACAAGAUCUUGUAAGUGAGAUGGAAAGGGUAAUGCUCAACAGACGGAAGAAACUACAGGAUCAAGAAACAGCGACACCGGAUGUUUCUAAUAAGCCUUCCAGGCCGGCUAAACCUGUAAAAUUUGAAAAGAUAUCCUCUCCUACUCAACGUCAGCAUCAUAAUAUUUUUGAAACUCCCAAUCAAAGUACCAAGAACACGUCGGGCAUACAUGAUGCUGCUCCAGUAAAGCCAACGAGACCCCCGAAGCCGACAUUUUCGAAGCCACCUAAGCCUUUACCAGCAGUUUCCAAGCCCAAACCUUACGUAAGGACAAAAGUACCAAUACCUGACUCCAAUCAACAACUGAACCUUCAAUUAGAGACUGGAUGGUACAAGCGCCUUGAUCAAAUCCCCCCUGAUGCAGCUGGAUUAAUUUACAGAACUUCUAUGGGUCAAAUUGGAGGCGACUACACUAGAUAUAUAAGUUUCAGGAUGAAAGAUCUAGGUACAGUUCAAGCUGAGAUCAAGUGGUCCGAUAGCACUGCACCAAUUGUCACUCAAAAAUAUACAGCUCCCCCUACUGCAACCCAAGAGCAAUUGUUUGAAGGCAGAAACCUGUUCAAUGAGCAUGUUGCUACGUGGGCUGAAUCCCAUGAGGGCAAAUGUGUAGGAGAUGGAGAAUGUUGGACUUUGGCUAAGUUAGCUCUUGAAAAAGGAUGCGGAAAGCACGCAUUUGUUAGUGAAUACUAUCAUCACGGUGCCUUGCUGUUUACCAAGGAUGCAUCUGGAGUAAUCAAGUCUAACCCCACGGAUUCAAUAGCUCGUGGAGACAUUUUACAGUUUUACGAAUGUACGACUAAAAACAACUACUCAACUACGAAAUUGGGGGCUCCUCACCAUACAGCCAUUGUUGUGAGUUGCAACUCAGAUGGCAGCCUAGAAAUCAUACAUCAAAACGUUAACGGCGUCAAGAAAGUCAUGAAACAGAACCUGGUGCUUAAUGUCGUUGAAGGUACAAUGAAAGUGUAUCGACCGGUGACGAAAACUUGGAUAGAAGAACUCUAG
This is a messenger RNA of Komagataella phaffii GS115, 3372 nucleotides long. RefSeq lists its product as hypothetical. The record is from RefSeq and is a predicted model, not a curated record. The transcript has 2 exons. NCBI's taxonomy places the organism in Eukaryota, Fungi, Ascomycota, Pichiomycetes, Pichiales, Pichiaceae. Bases 1 to 3372 code for a protein of 1123 amino acids.